Chaetura pelagica (chimney swift) is the source of this 1476-nucleotide messenger RNA. RefSeq names its product acyl-CoA thioesterase 12 (gene ACOT12). Gene Ontology annotation, cellular component: extracellular exosome. The transcript is spliced from 14 exons. NCBI's taxonomy places the organism in Eukaryota, Metazoa, Chordata, Aves, Apodiformes, Apodidae. Gene Ontology annotation, molecular function: lipid binding; acetyl-CoA hydrolase activity. The record is from RefSeq and is a predicted model, not a curated record. The coding region runs from base 1 to 1476 and encodes 491 amino acids.
AUGGAUGACAUACAGUUUGAAGAGGCUGCCAGGGUUGGACAAAUUAUUACCAUCAAAGCAAAGGUCAACAGAGCAUUCAAAACCAGCAUGGAGGUUGGCAUCAAGGUUGAAGUACAGGAUAUUUUGACUAAAGUUGAAAAAAUUGUGAGUGUGGCAUAUGCAACAUAUGUAGCCAAACCAGUUGGUGCUAAAAAGAUUGAAUUAGAACCUGUAAAGCUUCUGUCUACAGAAGACCACCUGGAGCACACCCUGGCUACUGAGAGAAGAAGAAUCCGACUGGGCUAUGAGCAGGUCUUUCAGAAGCUAAUGCAGGAGAGUAAUAAGGAAGAUACUUCUGAAAUGGAAGAUGCAGUUUCAACUGACCUUACUCAUGUGCAGAGUAUUGAGCUUGUCCAGCCUCCUCAUGCAAACCAUCAUGGAAACACUUUUGGUGGCCAGAUCAUGGCUUGGAUGGAGACAGUAGCAAGUAUUUCAGCAAGCCGUCUUUGUUGUUCGUAUCCCAUCUUGAAAUCAGUCAAUAUGUUUAAAUUCUGGGGACCAUCUGUCGUGGGUGACCGCCUUGUUUUCAAUGCAAUUGUGAACAACACAUUUCAGAACAGUGUGGAGGUUGGUGUCCGUGUUGAGGCUUAUAACUGUGAAGAAUGGAUCAAGGACCAAGCACGGCAUAUUAACAGUGCCUUUCUCAUUUUUAACACUGUAAAUGACAAAGGAGAGCUGCUCACCUUCCCCAGAAUCAAACCUACUACAGAGGAUGGCGUGAGGCGAUACCAUGGAGCCAUUGCCCGGAUGAGAAUUCGACUAGCCAGGAAAUGCAUGCUGUCUGCUGAAGAAGACAAACCUUCUGACCUUUGGGAGACAAGCAACCAGGCAUACGUGAGUUACAGCAACAUAUCUGCCCUGACACACCUGGCAGCAAAACCAGGAUGGGAAGUAACCAGCACACUGGAUGGUAUAAAAAUAUGGAUUCAUGAGGAGGGUGAUACGUUGUCACUCAAAAUUGAAAUGCAAGUGAAGAUACCAUCACAUCUGGCUUUCUCCCUGUUGUCUGACUUCACAUUCCGCCAAGAGUGGGACAAACAUUUCUUAACUUGUGAGGUCCUGCAGGCUGUGAACAAAGACGAGAAAAUAUAUUACAUUACAUCUCCACCGAUGACUGGCCAUAAACCCAGAGACUUUGUGAUUCUUGUGUCUCAAAGGCAACCCUGUAAGCCAAGUGAACCUUACGUGGUAGCUGUAAAGUCAGUUACCCUCACAUCCAUGCCACCUUCUUCAGAAUACUGCAGAAGUCAAGUCCUUUGUGCCGGAUUCCAGAUCUACAGUGACAGCAACAGCUCCUGUACAGUGUGUUACUUUAAUCAAGUGACAUCAGGUGUCAUGCCUUACUUGGCUGCAAAUCUUACUGGCUUAUCAAAAUCCAUUGAAGAUACUGCUUCGGAAUGUAUAAAGUUCUUGGAGCGAAAAGGCAGGAAGUACUGA